GCAGCCACCAUUUUUUCCAAGCGACGUUGCAAAGGGAGGCCAUGGACUGCUUGCAAAGCCAAGAAAGCCAUGGCCAUCAAUCUCCUCAUCCUCCCCCUCGAUGAGGUCGGACGCCUGUAUCCCGCGAGGCUGGAGAUGGCGCCCACCAUGAGGAGUGGACGGAGGUGCUGGAACCGCCCAGCAGAGGUGCUACGACGGCAUGACGGAGAUGCUACCUCCGUCGCCGGUGAAGAUGCAUCCGUCGACGGCGGCGCUGUGACGACAUGGCGGAGGUGUUGGAACCGGCUGGCAGAGGUGUUGCAUCCGUUGCCGGGGAAGCUGCAUCCCCUGUCGUCAGUGUUGGGUGAGGUGCUGGAACCGCUCGACGGAGGUGUUACAUCCAUGGCUGGGAGGCAGGCGGGGGGCAGCACCGACGAGGGGUGAGCGGGGACUGUCGACGGCGAGACAUGGCGAGCUUGGAGGCCGGUCGUCCUGCUCGUGGUAAUCGGUGCAGGGUCGCUCGGGGGUAAUCAACGCGGGCCUGGGGCGGCCGUGUUGCUCGGGAAAAAGAGGAAGGCGAGGGACGGGGAAGAAAAGGACGAGGAAGCCAGAUCAAACAGUUGUUCUGUGCUACAUCGGGCGGCUGGGGCGUGACUGGCCCAACUAUUGGGCCGGCGCGCCGGCGCCUAGUAGUCGCCAACUAUAUAGGCCAGGGAAUGCAUAACCAAAAUCACAUUUGAAAGGUUUUCUCCUG
This is a messenger RNA of Triticum aestivum (bread wheat), 733 nucleotides long. RefSeq lists its product as uncharacterized. The record is from RefSeq and is a predicted model, not a curated record. NCBI's taxonomy places the organism in Eukaryota, Viridiplantae, Streptophyta, Magnoliopsida, Poales, Poaceae. The transcript is spliced from 2 exons. Bases 70 to 423 code for a protein of 117 amino acids.